Messenger RNA from Anopheles nili, 795 nucleotides. RefSeq names its product PBAN-type neuropeptides-like. NCBI's taxonomy places the organism in Eukaryota, Metazoa, Arthropoda, Insecta, Diptera, Culicidae. Gene Ontology annotation, biological process: neuropeptide signaling pathway. The coding region runs from base 1 to 561 and encodes 186 amino acids. The transcript has 3 exons. Gene Ontology annotation, molecular function: neuropeptide hormone activity. The record is from RefSeq and is a predicted model, not a curated record.
AUGUUUAGGCUGUACUUUUUCUUCAACCUUAUCUGCCUGUAUUUGGCGAUCAAAAGUGCCCUGAGUGUGGAAAUCGAUUCCAAUGAUCAAAAGUUUGGCGACAUGCGAACCGCUGGUGGACGGGAGGUAACCGAUGGAGUCACAGAUCCGGACGGUUUGCGUCGAGAGGACAUCACCGAAGGAGUCAACAAAAGGGCCGCCGCCAUGUGGUUCGGUCCGCGGCUUGGAAAGCGAACCAUACCAACGGACCUUCACGACGAUCUAGUGGAGGAGUUUGACAGUGAGCCGCUUGGAUACGUUGGAGAACCACCGCAAAGGUUGGCCACCGAACUUGGGCAGGGAGCGCCCUACAUGGUGUUGCUGCUCACGGCAAAACCUCGAAACCCACAGCCCGUGUUCUACCACACAACGACGCCGAGACUCGGUCGACGGGAUUCGGUAGGUGAAAACCAUCAAAGACCCCCGUUUGCGCCACGUUUGGGCCGAAAUUUGCCCUUCUCACCGCGGCUAGGACGAUCGUACAACGGUGGGUAUUCGCUUCCGUUCCAGUUCGCGUACUAGACCGGAUUCCACCGCAUUCAAGCACCGACUUCCGGCAAAUGUCUGACCACAUCCCUGUUGGGCUGCAGCAGCGGCUGAGUUUAUUGGAAUUAAUUUGAAAAAAAAACACACACACACACGAAUGGCUGGAAUCCAACAAACUCAACUGGCUGGUGCAGUGGCAGGAAACCACAAGCUAACUCUCAACGAGCUGUAUAUGCACGCUGUAUUGUAAUAAAGUGUUAGGAAUCUCAA